This is a messenger RNA of Raphanus sativus (radish), 2157 nucleotides long. RefSeq names its product casein kinase 1-like protein 13. The transcript has 11 exons. The record is from RefSeq and is a predicted model, not a curated record. The coding region runs from base 488 to 1951 and encodes 487 amino acids. Gene Ontology annotation, biological process: signal transduction; endocytosis; peptidyl-serine phosphorylation. Lineage: Eukaryota; Viridiplantae; Streptophyta; Magnoliopsida; Brassicales; Brassicaceae. Gene Ontology annotation, molecular function: protein serine/threonine kinase activity; ATP binding. Gene Ontology annotation, cellular component: nucleus; cytoplasm.
UUAGUAAAAUCAUAAGAAAAUCUCUGAGGCUCUUGGUGAUUUGAUAUUUCCAAAGAAUAUAUAUUAUAAAAAUUGAAUCGAGCUCCUAUCUAUCUAAUCCGUAUAGCAGUAGUCUAAGAUCAAUUCUUCGUCAACAAAACGAGUAACGUUUCUAUCCGCGUUUUUCUUCUCCUCUUCUUUGUCCUAAAGUCUCAAGCUUUGGUCUCGAAAGAUGUCGGUAACAGCUCGAUGAUGAUGGUUUUGUAAAUGGAUGAUGUUAGUUUGGUUGUAGCAGAAUCUAAGUUUGUAAAGUAGAAUACUUUCAGGGUUUAUUCCGCAAAUUCGAUUUUUGGGUCAAAAAAAAAAACACUUUUUCGUUAUUAUCCUACGAUUGGCGAUCGAAGGUUCUUCAUUGAAUUGAGUUGAAUUGAAUUGAAUUGGGGUUGGAUACACAGAAGAAGAAGAAGUUUAGAAAGGGUUACUUAGAUUUUGUAAAAAAAAAAACAAAAUGGAUCGAGUGGUAGGUGGCAAGUUCAAGCUUGGUCGGAAGCUUGGAAGUGGAUCCUUUGGUGAAAUUUUUCUAGGUAUUGAUUCCUUUUUUAUUUUAUGUUCUUGUUUGUCUUUACUUUCUUCUAAAUUUUUUAUAUGCCUUUUGGGUUCAGGAGUGAAUGUGCAGACGGGAGAUGAAGUUGCUGUUAAACUAGAACCUCUUCGAUCUAGGCAUCCUCAGCUUCAAUACGAGUCUAAGCUUUAUAUGCUUCUCCAAGGAGGAACUGGUAUUCCUCACCUUAAAUGGUUUGGAGUUGAGAGUGAAUACAAUUGUAUGGUGAUCGACCUUCUUGGUCCUAGUCUGGAGGAAUUUUUCAACUAUUGCAGUCGAUCUUUCUCUCUCAAAACAGUUCUCAUGCUCGCUGAUCAGAUGUUAAACAGAGUCGAGUAUAUGCAUGUAAGAGGGUUUCUCCAUCGUGAUAUUAAGCCAGAUAACUUUCUGAUGGGUCUUGGCCGCAAAGCAAACCAGGUCUACAUCAUUGACUAUGGACUGGCGAAGAAGUAUAGAGAUCUUCAAACUCAUAAGCAUAUUCCUUACAGAGAAAACAAGAAUCUUACAGGAACAGCUCGAUAUGCAAGUGUUAACACCCAUCUUGGAAUUGAGCAAAGUAGGAGGGAUGAUCUGGAAUCUCUGGGUUAUAUGCUUAUGUACUUUCUCCGAGGAAGCCUUCCAUGGCAGGGACUUCGUGCAGGAACCAAAAAACAAAAGUAUGACAAGAUCAGCGAAAAGAAAAGACUUACGCCAGUGGAUGUCCUCUGUAGAAACUUUCCACCUGAGUUCACAUCCUAUUUCCUCUACGUGCGUUCAUUGCGGUUCGAAGACAAACCAGACUAUUCUUACUUAAAGAAGCUUUUCAGAGACCUAUUCAUCCGACAAGGUUAUCAGUUUGACUAUGUGUUCGAUUGGACAAUACUGAGGUAUCAGCACGGCUCCAGUUCCACUUCCAAUGCUACACCAAGACCAAACCUAAGACCAGCUCUGAAUAUUCCAAUACCAUCUGCCGAGAAACCAGAAAAGCCUUCAACUGGGCAAGACAGAUUCUCAGGUGUUUUCGAGGCAUAUAACAGAAGAACUGGCUCUGGGACUGGCCUCCAAGCUGAUCGGUUUAGCAGACCAAGAACUUCAGAGAACGUUCUUACAUCUAGAGACACGCUUAACAAGGAGAGACCAAUCACUAUAUCCAGGAACCAGAGUUUUUCAAGAAAAGCAGUUGCUGGGUCUAGUGUUCGAGCCACUUCCUCAGCUGAUUUCGCAGAGAACGGGUCGAGCAGAGUCGUCCUAAACAAUGGCCGGCCCUCUACAACUCAGAGGACACAGUUCCCUCCUUCGUCCUCCUCUUUAGCUACAAAGGCUGCACCAUCAAGACUUCCUCCUGACGUUACCCUCGAGUUCCUCACUAUUGGGAACGGCAAGAGGAAGUGAGUCUCCAUAUUAUCGGUCAAGAAACAAACAAACAAUGCCUGGUUUUAAUUGUGUUCAGUGUUAUAUAUAUAGUUACCAUGAUAAAAAAGUAUGUAUAUAAAUAUGGAUGAACAUGUUUUAUAAGCUGAACAAACAUGUGCUUGUUCAGCCCUUCUUUUUCGCUGAUUCAUCAUAUCAUAUGGAAAAGAUUAUUUCGUUUUAUUUUA